Molecule: messenger RNA, 1686 nt
Organism: Aspergillus terreus NIH2624
Lineage: Eukaryota; Fungi; Ascomycota; Eurotiomycetes; Eurotiales; Aspergillaceae
Product: glycoside hydrolase family 43 protein
Exons: 2
Coding region: 1-1686 (561 amino acids)
Biological process (GO): carbohydrate metabolic process
Molecular function (GO): hydrolase activity, hydrolyzing O-glycosyl compounds
Source: RefSeq, a predicted model, not a curated record
AUGCGGGCGUUGUCGAGCAUCACCCUCUGGGUGUCGUCUCUCAUGGCAAUGGCGAACGAGAGUCUCGCCCACGGCCUCCCAGGCUCAACAUAUACCAAUCCUGUGUUCGGCGGCUGGCACUCCGACCCAUCCUGCGUCCAUGUCGCCGAAAAGGAUACCACGUACUGCGUGGUCUCGACAUUCAUCGCCUUCCCCGGCUUGCCGAUAUACGCAUCUAAAGACCUCCGAGACUGGAAGCACGUCAGCAAUGCGUUCAACCGGCGCAGCCAGGUCCCUACCCUGGCGCAGUUCUACCUGAUUGUCUCCUUCCUGGACCCCGGGGCCAAGGGGCUGGUCUUCACCACCACCGACCCGACCGACAACGCCGCCUGGAGCGAUCCCGUGGAGUUCGCCGUCCACGGGAUCGACCCAGACCUUUUCUGGGACGACGACGGCGCCGCCUACGUCUCCUCCUCCGAGAACCAGGCUAUCUGGCACUAUUCCCUCGACCUAGAAACCGGCGCCACAGGGCCCGCCACCGGGCUGUGGAAUGGCACCGGCGGUGUCUGGCCCGAGGGCCCGCAUAUGUACCGUAAGGACGGUUACUACUACCUCAUGAUCGCCGAGGGCGGCACCGAGUUGGACCAUGCCGAGACCAUGGCCCGGUCCCGGAACCGCACCGGCCCCUGGGAGCCCUGCCCGCACAACCCCGUCCUCACCAACCGCAACACCACCCGGUACUUCCAGACGGUCGGCCACGCAGACCUCUUCCAGGAUGGUGCCGGGAACUGGUGGGCCGUGGCUCUGAGCACGCGCUCCGGCCCGGCUUGGAAGAACUACCCCAUGGGCCGCGAGACCGUGAUGGUGCCCGCUGUCUGGGAGAAGGGAGAGUGGCCCGUUGUGCAGCCUGUGCGCGGGCGCAUGCGCGGGCCUCUUCCGGCGCCAGCGUCGAAACCAGGUGACAGCUUGGCCGGCGUCGGGAUCGGUCAGUUCGUGGGUGCGCCGGACCGAGUGGACUUUGCGCCGGGAGAGGCCAUGCCGGCGCAUUUCAUGUACUGGCGAUUCCCCAAGGGAGAUAAUUACGCCAUUUCGCCGCGCGGCCAUCCGCACACGCUGCGGCUGACUCCCUCCGCCAGUAAUCUCACCGGCACUGCCGACUUCCAGCCCGACGACGGCAUCACGUUCGUCGGACGUAGACAAAGUGAUACCCUCUUCACGUAUGGGGUGGAUGUCUCCUUCGAUCCGAAGGUUCCGGGUGAGGAAGCUGGUGUCACGCUGUUCCUCACGCAGUAUCAGCACGUGGAUCUGGGGAUUGUCCUUUUGCAGGAGGGCGACAGCGGGGAGUUGUCGCUCUCUUUCCGGUUCCGCGUGGAAGGCCGCGGGAACUUUGAGGGUACCGUUGUGCCGGCCGUUAUGACAGUUCCUAAGGCGUGGCGGGGAAAGCCGGUUCGACUGGAAAUCCAGGCUGUCAGUGACACGGAGUAUGUGUUUUCAGCCGCGUUGGCGCACAAGCCGCAGCAGAAGAAGGUCAUCGCACGAGCGAGCUCGUUGUUGGUCAGUGGCAAUACAGGUAAAUUUACGGGCACACUGGUUGGGGUGUAUGCCACCAGCAAUGGUGGACCUGGGUCGACGGAGGCGUAUAUCAGUAGAUGGAGAUACGAUGGACAAGGUCAGAUGAUUGAUGAAGGGGUUAUUGUGCCGAGCUAG